Messenger RNA from Wasmannia auropunctata (little fire ant), 1737 nucleotides. RefSeq names its product RNA-binding protein 47-like. Lineage: Eukaryota; Metazoa; Arthropoda; Insecta; Hymenoptera; Formicidae. Gene Ontology annotation, molecular function: mRNA binding. The record is from RefSeq and is a predicted model, not a curated record. The transcript has 6 exons. The coding region runs from base 6 to 1418 and encodes 470 amino acids. Gene Ontology annotation, cellular component: nucleus.
UGUUGAUGACGAUGAGCGACGACGAUGGUGUGGAUCUCACCGGCGAAUGCCGGCGUACUAUGCGACUCCUGGAAAUGUUGCGUCGCACGCACUAUGAGCUUGUGCAGGAGAAUGGCCAGCGACGGCUGACGGCACCAGAAGUAGCGCGCGGUCAGCGGGAACGUGGUAAGGGUGCGGAGGUGUUCCUGGGUCGUUUGCCGCGCGAUUGCUACGAGGACGAGCUGAUGCCGUUGCUGGAGCAGGUGGGCCGGCUUCUGGAGUUGCGACUGAUGCUCGACUUCUCCGGGUCGACGCGCGGCUACGCGUUCGCGUUGUACGAGGAUCCGCGGAUUGCUCGGGAGGCGUGCGAACGUCUUGACGGCCACGAGAUCCGGCCGGGCCAUCGCAUCGGCGUGGUCAAGUCCAUGGACAACUGUCGGCUCUUCUUCGGCGGCGUACCCAAGACCAAGACCAAGCCCGAGUUCAUGGAGGAGCUGACCAAGAUAUUGGACGGCAUCACGGACAUCUACGUGUACCCGAGCGCCCACGAUCGCAACCUAAAUCGCGGUUUUAUCUUCGUCGAAUUUCGAGAUCAUCGAGCGGCCGCGAUGGCCCGGCGCAAACUUAUACCCGGCAAAGUGAUGCUGUGGGACCACGAGAUCGCGGUGGAUUGGGCAGAACCUGAACCGGGCGAUCCGAUCGAUGAGGACAUCAUGGAGACGGUGACGGCUCUGUUCGUAAGGAACCUCACGCUCGAUAUGCCGCAGCAGAAGGUGAGGGAGAUUCUCUACAAGCACACGAACGUGCCAAUAUUGAAGCUGAAGAAGAUCAAUCACUUCGCUUUCAUUCACUACGAGAAUCGCGAAGCCGCGCAGACUGUAAUGGAUAUAAUGCAAAAACCGGAUAGUAUUGUCGAGAAGCAAGGUUGGGAGGUCCGUUGGGCGAAACCUAUCGGAGCAUCCAAGGCCCUAGAAAGAGAACGAUUCAUUCGCGAGGCAGCAGUCAACUCGGAUGUCAAAAUGACCGAAAUUCCGCGUCCAAAACAAGGGAAGAAACGUUUCACCAAAACGCACGCGAAAAUGCACGAGGACAACAGCGUUUACCUGGCACAGAUGAAGGUCCUGCAGGGUUUCGUCAAGGAUAGAUUCGACGCGAUGUGUACCUUUAACUGUGUAGAAAUGCUGGAUGCGCCCGGAUAUGUUGGCACGAUAAUUAUUCACAAAGAUGAGUUCAUAAUGUUCGAAUUUCAAGGGGCACCAAUGGCGUCGAAACAUAAAGCCAUGAGCGCGGCAUCCGUUGAAGUGUACCAAUAUUUGACCGGUAUGCUGGCGAAUAACGCACCGCAGCAAUUCGGACAGCAUUAUAUUCAAUCAGGAAUGGAUAUUAACCCUAUGAUUGGUGCGCCGAUUGUUUGGCAUCCGGGAAUAAUUCAAAAUUAGAUCAGUUACUAUUGUUUUAUCAUUUGUUCCUGUCUCUCCUUUUUAAUUGGAAUUUUUAAUUACACACGAAACCUACUCAUGUAAUUUCAAAAGGAGAGCUUGAUAACUUUUCCUCUAUAUAUUAACCAAAUCUUUUAAUAUAUUUUUUAAUAAUUAUUAAAUAUUAAUAUAUUGAUUAAUGAAAUAUUUUAGUUCGAUAUCUGAUUUUAAGAUACAAUUCUACGACAGAAUUUACCUUUGAAUAUCAAUACUCAAGAUAUAUUUAACACUAUUUUAAAUAUUUGAAUGCCUAAGAUAGUUCAACUCUAAAUUAUUAAAG